Prunus mume (Japanese apricot) is the source of this 1537-nucleotide messenger RNA. Its product is annotated as WAT1-related protein At5g40240-like. Gene Ontology annotation, cellular component: membrane. The record is from RefSeq and is a predicted model, not a curated record. Lineage: Eukaryota; Viridiplantae; Streptophyta; Magnoliopsida; Rosales; Rosaceae. Gene Ontology annotation, molecular function: transmembrane transporter activity.
CAGACACACCAAUUAUGAAUUAAAAAAUGAGUCUUUAGUCAGUUGAAAUUAAGCGUAGCUGAACGAUUUUGACGAGUUUGAUAGAAAGUGUGUGUAAUUCUGGUUGUGGGAUUGAAGAGAAAAACAGAGCCAUGGGGAAAGUUGCAGCACUACCUAUAGUAGGGAUGAUGAUGACUGAGUGUGCUGGAGCAGGGGUCAUAAUACUAAGCAAAGCAGCCAUGUCUACUGGCAUGAGCAACCUCAUCUUUGUCUUCUACUCCAACGCUCUUGCUUCCCUCAUCCUCCUCCCUACUUCUUUAGCCUUCCACAGAUCGCGUCCUCCUCUCACUUUCUCUGUCCUCUGUUGGUUCUUCUUGCUUGGUCUAAUUGGAUUCGUUGCGCAGUUUGUUGGGUAUGCUGGGAUUAAUUACAGCUCUCCUACUCUUGGCACGGCUAUGCUCAACCUCCUUCCUGCUUUUACCUUCAUACUGGCAGUCAUCUUCAGAAUGGAAACAGUUGACUGGAGAAGCUCCAGUACCCUAGCUAAAUCCUUGGGAGCAAUGCUUUCAAUUUCAGGGGCAUUCAUUGUGACUCUUUACAAGGGCCCUGCACUUCUGUUGACAUCCUCAACUGAUAUAUUGUCUCAUAAACAACUUUUCUCACAACAGUCAAACUGGGUCAUUGGAGGAAUUCUCCUUUUGGUUUAUUGUGUGUUGGCUUCAUCAUCUUAUAUUAUACAGGCAUCAGUCAUAAAGAAAUACCCAGCAGAGCUAAUUAUGGUAUUUUAUUAUUGUUUCUUUGUGGCUAUUCAAGCUGUAGUAGUCUCUUUGAUUGUAGAAACAGACCUAAGUGCUUGGAGCUUGAAACCUAAAAUGAGGUUGAUCGCUGUUGUAUACUCGGCAGUUUUUGGCUCGACAUUUACGAUUGGUGUAACCACAUGGUGCCUUCAUAGGGCAGGGCCUGUUUUUAUAGCUAUGUUUAAGCCUUUGGGGAUUAUUGUUGCAGUUUCCAUUGGUGUUACUUUCGUUGGGGAUACUUUCUACCUUGGAAGUUUGGUAGGAGCAAUUGUAAUUGUCAUUGGUUUUUAUUCGGUGAUGUGGGGCAAAGCCAAUGAAGAGAAGAUGGAUGGUGGUGCUGAGACAAAGAGCUUGGCAACAAGCAACCAACGGGUCCCUCUAUUACAAAACACUCUUGAUGAAAUAUAGAAGUUUACAGUAAUCACACCAUGAGGUUUAUCUUGCCAAACAAAUGGGGUUGUGAACAUGGGGAGCAUGAUCAUACAUAUCAUAUCAGAAUGAGUUGGACGUCGAGUUUGCAGGGUCAAACUUAAAGGCAACCGUAACAGAAACAUUUAUGUGAAAGCAGCUUCUUGUUUGGAAAUGAAAUCUAGUUGUGGUAGUUGGUUUAAGAUGUAUGAUCUCCUUCUUCAUUAGUUGUACCAAAUAAGGUAACAAUAAGUUAGUUAGGCUUGGGAGGGAAGGAAUGAUGGCAAUUGGCGAGGGCUAAAGUUCUUGAAGAACAUAUUUUCCACUAUUUAAUUGAAACAUCUGUUGACAUC